CCCCGCUUUACCCGGGAGAAGUAACAUUGGGCAUGGAAACCGCUGGGCUCGGAGGCUGCCGGGCGGGCGGUAGGACCCCGCGGGCGCCCCUGGGAAGAGACCGGAGAGUGUUGUGCGAGUGAGUCAAAGAAGGGAAAGGAAGGGAAGCCGCCGGAGGAGCAGCCGGGGAGCCAGAGCAGCGGCAGCGCAGGUAGCUCCGGUGCUCGGCCGGCCAACCACCCACCCUCGCUCGCUGCUCUCUGCCCGGGAAGCGCGGCCGGAGCAGCCGCUACGAGCGCGCUGCCUGGCUGCCUCCCGCCGCCGCCGCCUCUCCAUUCAUCGCCGCCGAGACAGGCGGGAGCUCAAUGGGCUGAUUCCCUGCGAGACCAGCAGGAGGAGGAGGCGGAGGAGCAGGACGAGGCAUCCGCAAGUAGAGCCCGCCGCCGCCGCUUAGGCCUCGGCUCCGGCCAGCCGCCGCUCCCCUCCCGAGCCUCCCUCCGGCUCCAGGCAUGAAUAGCUGAGAAAGGAAGGGAGGAAGAAGGGGAGAAAGUCGACUUUCCGUGCAGUGGGGGGUGAACGUUUGGCAUCGGUCAGCUGGCUCAAGGGACGCCCUGCCAUCAUGAACGAAGUAGCCAUUGUGAAGGAAGGUUGGCUGCACAAACGAGGAGAGUACAUUAAAACAUGGAGGCCGAGGUAUUUUCUGUUGAAGAACGAUGGAACGUUCAUUGGCUACAAAGAGCGACCACAAGAUGUGGACCAGCGGGAAUCGCCCUUAAAUAAUUUUUCUGUGGCUCAGUGCCAGUUGAUGAAGACAGAGAGACCUAAACCAAACACAUUCAUCAUCAGAUGCCUCCAGUGGACCACAGUAAUUGAAAGAACGUUUCAUGUGGAGACUCCAGAGGAGCGGGAAGAAUGGACAAAAGCCAUCCAAACCGUAGCGGACAGCCUUAAGAAACAAGAGGAAGAAAUAAUGGAUUUCAGAUCUGGCUCCCCCAGUGAUAAUUCAGGUGCUGAAGAAAUGGAAAUUUCUAUGACAAAACCAAAACACAAAGUGACUAUGAAUGAAUUUGAAUAUCUUAAACUACUGGGAAAAGGAACUUUUGGAAAGGUCAUUCUGGUGAAAGAAAAAGCUACUGGGCGGUAUUAUGCUAUGAAAAUUCUGAAAAAGGAAGUAAUCGUUGCAAAGGAUGAAGUGGCGCAUACUUUGACAGAGAACCGUGUUUUGCAGAACUCUAGGCAUCCUUUCUUAACAGCUUUAAAGUACUCCUUUCAGACGCAUGACCGCUUGUGCUUCGUCAUGGAGUACGCCAAUGGAGGGGAGCUGUUCUUUCAUCUAUCAAGAGAGCGUGUAUUUUCUGAAGACCGUGCCCGGUUCUAUGGAGCUGAGAUUGUAUCUGCGCUGGACUAUCUGCAUUCAGAGAAAAAUGUGGUUUAUAGAGAUUUAAAGUUGGAAAACCUGAUGCUGGAUAAAGAUGGGCACAUAAAAAUAACGGACUUUGGGUUAUGUAAAGAAGGGAUCAAGGAUGGAGCCACAAUGAAGACAUUUUGCGGCACCCCAGAAUAUCUUGCGCCAGAGGUGUUGGAAGAUAACGACUAUGGCCGUGCAGUGGACUGGUGGGGCUUAGGAGUCGUCAUGUAUGAAAUGAUGUGUGGGCGGCUCCCUUUCUACAACCAGGACCACGAGAAGCUCUUCGAGCUCAUCCUCAUGGAAGAGAUUAGGUUUCCGCGCACCUUGUCACCAGAAGCGAAAUCUCUUCUCUCCGGCUUGCUGAAGAAGGAUCCGAAGCAAAGGUUAGGUGGCGGACCGGAUGAUGCCAAGGAGAUUAUGCAACACAAAUUUUUUGCUGGCAUCGUAUGGCAAGAUGUGUAUGAGAAAAAGCUGGUACCUCCAUUUAAACCACAGGUGACGUCUGAAACAGACACGCGCUAUUUUGAUGAAGAAUUCACCGCACAGAUGAUUACAAUCACGCCCCCUGACCAAGAUGACAGUAUGGAUUGUGUUGAUAAUGAGCGACGACCCCACUUCCCUCAGUUUUCUUAUUCCGCCAGUGGAACGGCUUAAUGUUUCGCUUGUCCAUUCACAGCAACCAAUCAGACUGCAUUUCGGGGACCUUUAUUUCGACGGACACUAGAGAACUCUCUACGAUACAUGAAUUACAAACUAUGUUUGUACUAUGGUUUAGUUGAAUUUGUAGGCAGGUUGUGUAUUUAAAACAAUCCUGACCCAUUUUUGAGACGGAAUCUCUGAUGCAUUUUUGAGAAGGAAUUCAAGAAUCCACUCUUAAAUCGUUAUUAAAAUGUUGUUAAAAACAAACAUGAAAGCUUUUUCUUCUGAAAAAUGUUUUAGGUUUUUAAGAAUAUGCACCAAAACUGUUUACUUUCUAGAGGUUUAAGAUAUUCAAAAUAGUGGCAGCAUUGAUCACUUUUUAAAAAUCUUUUUUUAUUUAUUUCAUACACUUCAUUAUGUAAGUAAAGAACCUGCACUCUGAACAAUUAGAUUUAUCUAGAAUAAGAGCGAGUGAGAGACACCUAGGUAGUGCAAUAAUACAAGCAACAACAAUGAACAAACUCUGGAGAGGCAAAGGUUCAACCUCUGAUUGGACAGCAAUAUGUUGGCAGCUCUAGGAAACCAAUUAUAGGAAUGGCAUUAAUGGCCUCAAUGAGGUAAAUUUAUGUUUUUAAAAAGUGUUACAACACCUACAACAAGACAUUACAUAUCAUAUCAUAUGGAUCUGAACAGGAUCUGUCCUUCCUACAGGAAAAUAUUUCACUAAGAAUAGUGGCUGAUGUGCUGCACAAAGGUACGUCAGCCCAGAAAUGCUGCCUGUGCCCAAGUUGCGCAAAUGCAAAAUGUUUGUAAAUGUUACACAAGAGUAAUGCCAUGAUUUCCAGUGGGCUUACUCUUGCAUAGCAUCAAUUGUGCAGUUUUUGCAUUUGUGCCAUUUGUGCAGCUUGCAUGCACACAAUGUUACUGGUUUAGCAUACCCUUGUGCAAUAUGUCAACCAACAGCUGAUGUAAAGUGCAUGUUACAGAGCUGAUGCGAGCCCUUCAGAACACAUUCCUAGCCAGUGUUUGCUGGCUGGGUGCAUUUAUUCCCCUUCCUCUCCCUCGCUGGAGGAAGCGAAAGGGAAAUACAUGCACCCAAGGAAUGAGCUCUGGAAGGCUCACACGGGCCCUUUUGGCAGUCGGGCCACAACCACGUGCAUAUUGCAUCACGAGCAAAAGGGGUGUGGCCCUGGUCUCCGGAGGGCCCAUUCGAGCCCUCCAGAGCUCAUUCCCAACCAGCGCUGGAGGGAGAGAAAGGGAAAUAAACGCUGGCUGGGAAUGAGCUCUCGAGGGCUCACACUGCCCUUCCGAGGCUUGCGGCCGGGUUCUUUGAACCCAACCACUCGUUGAUGGCUCCGCCCCUGAGCGCUAUCAGACUUGCUCCCAUUCACAACUGGGGGGAACUGGUAGCACUGCUUACACAACCACCCAUUUUCUAUAGUAUCGGGGCUGUCUUAGGAGUUUGCAGCAGCCCCAACACGGUGUGUCCCAACCACAUUUAAUUUAUGCCAUUUGACUAGGAUUCACUCUGCUAAUUGUGGCAGUCCUGCCCCCUGGCAAUUUUGUCUCUCAUGUGCCUGAUUGAAACCAAGGGAAGCUGUGUAAGAAGGCUGCUUUGCUCCCACUCCGCUCCUGCGACUGCAUUCAGCGGGGCUUGUCCUGGAGGGGUUUCCCAGAGGUAAAUUCCCUCAGGGAAUGAGCUGAUUUUACCAACUUCAUCUGCAAAUAGUCAGCGCUGUAAAAUUGGCCAGUGAGGGGUCCUAUUUCUGUAGUCUCUUUUUGUUUUUUUAAUCCUAAACGCACAACACUUUAAAAAGAGAAUUGUCUUACCAAAUGAAUUGUUCACGCAAAAUUUCAGCACUGAAGCCAUUGGCCUUGUUCACAUAUUUAGAGAUAGUUUUCAAAUGGCAACAUGCUAUGAACGUUGAGACUGCAUUCCCGCGUUUUCUUCUCCAAUGUACAUUUUUAGGGUUAUUGGGGGAUGCUCAUUGCUGGCACCUAUGUUUUGGAGGAAGCUCCUUCGUCAGCAGUUGCUGCCUCGUGUAAAAAAAGAAGACUUGGGUGAAACUUCGUGGUUGUUUUUUUUAAAGACGUUCAUAAAGUGGUUUUUUCUCCCCUCCUGUGUCCCCCCCCCCAAUCAUUUUGUAUUUUCAUAGAAGCCACCUCAUUCCAGAUCUGCCAAAAAGGCGACAAAACCAUCUUUUCUGCCUUUGAUGCAAGUCAGAACUUUCAAGCUCUUGCUUGUGCUGCGAACGAGUUUAUUCAGUUGUGGCUUUAUGUUCUUUUAGAUAUGCUUUUGUUUCUGUUCUGUUAUCUGUAUAAAAUUGAUUAAAUAUAUUGCAGUUUCUUAGCAAUUUUUUUUUUAUUUGAAAGGGAGCUUAUUUAAAAGAGCCUCAACUUUCCUGCUACAUGAAAUCCCAUUAUGUUUGAUCUUUUUUUUCUCCCAACAAUCAAUUUUAGUAUUUUUACUUAUAUGAAAGUUUUCCCCAAAAUACUUCAAUAAAAUGUGCUUUAACAAGUUA
Molecule: messenger RNA, 4548 nt
Organism: Hemicordylus capensis (graceful crag lizard)
Lineage: Eukaryota; Metazoa; Chordata; Lepidosauria; Squamata; Cordylidae
Gene: AKT1
Product: AKT serine/threonine kinase 1
Exons: 14
Coding region: 599-2041 (480 amino acids)
Biological process (GO): protein phosphorylation
Molecular function (GO): protein serine/threonine kinase activity; ATP binding
Source: RefSeq, a predicted model, not a curated record